Messenger RNA from Chlorella variabilis, 150 nucleotides. RefSeq lists its product as hypothetical. The record is from RefSeq and is a predicted model, not a curated record. The transcript has a single exon. Lineage: Eukaryota; Viridiplantae; Chlorophyta; Trebouxiophyceae; Chlorellales; Chlorellaceae. The annotation marks the transcript as partial.
GUUCCUGCAGCGCUGUUCUACCGGCUGAAACAGAAGGGCUUCCAGGAGUGCAGGCCAUAUGCAGACGCAUAUGCGCAGUGCUGCUCAGGGCGCGUGCUGUCAGUGGUGUGGACUUGCCGCAAAGAAUUGAAGGCGCUCUCUGAUUGCAUG